AAUUGUGAGGCACAGUUGGCUUCUGGCUUUAGUGACAAUGAAGACUGUCCUGAUCCUAGCGGCAUUAUUCGGCCUGGCCGCCGCUGGAUACCCACACUACAAUCCUGACCCGAAAACUACAAAACUUGACUCCAAUCUUGUAGAUAUCCAAAGAAAAGUUUUGUUGCUUUUGGAGAACUGGAAACAAGUUAAUACUGACGAUGAGUAUUAUAAAAUUGGUAAAGAAUACAGUAUUGAAGCAAACAUCAAUUCUUACACGAACCGGGAAGUCGUGAAUGAAUUUUUAUCAUUAUAUAAGGCCGGUUUCCUAUCUAAAAAUGAAAUAUUCUCAGUGUUCUUUGAAGAUCAAGUUCUGGAAGUCAAAGCUUUGUAUGGGCUUUUAUACUAUGCUAAAGAUUUGGAAACCUUCUACAAAACCGCAGCAUUUGCACGUGUUUGGAUGAAUGAAGGCCUAUUCGUAUAUGCAUUCUACGUGGCAGUAAUUCAACGUCAUGAUACUAGAGGCAUAGUUUUACCAGCUCCGUAUGAAAUAUGGCCAGAAUAUUUCAUUAACAGGGAUAUCUUGUCCAAGAUCUACCGUGUCCAGAUGCAGAACGGCUUGAUUAUACCAGAUCAAGGCAAAUACUAUGGCAUAUUAUCUCAAGACAAUUCUUACUACUUUUAUGCCAACUACUCUGGUCCUUUGACAUAUGAAGACAAUGAAAAUUUAAUAUCUUACUUCAUUGAAGAUAUUGGUUGGAAUUCAUAUUACUACUAUUUCCACAACAAAUUGCCGUUCUGGGGACAUGGUAAAGAUAUUAUUGGCCCCUUCAAGGAACGUCGAGGUGAAAUAUACUAUUACACCUAUCAAAAAAUUCUGGCUCGAUACUAUCUUGAACGUCUUGCCAACGGACUGGGAGAAGUGCCGCGAUUUAGUUGGUUUGACAAAUACGAAACUAGUUAUUACCCGGUAUUAGGAACAUACCAAGUGCCAUUUGCUCAGAGAAGCGACGACUAUUACUUGCCUAGCGGUGAAAAUAUUGAAGACAUUCAGUUUCUGGAUAUGUAUGAGAAGUCUUUCUUACAAUUCCUACAAAGGGGCCAGUUCAAGGCUUACAAGCAAGAUGUUGAUCUAUACAGCUCGAAAUCGAUUAACUUCGUCGGUAACUAUUGGCAAUCUAAUAUGGAUCUGUAUGAAAAUGUACCGCCCAGGAAUUACUGGCGAUCAUAUGAGGCUGUUGCUCGUCGCAUUCUCGGUGGUGCUCCUCAAGUGUCAUAUGAAAACUUGAACCUACCGACCGCUUUGGACUUCUACCAGACUUCAAUGCGCGAUCCUGCCUUCUACCAGCUCUUCGCAAAGAUCUUAGACUACAUUAUUCAAUACAAAGAGUACUUGGAGCCGUACUCUCAGGAUGUACUUCAUUACAGUGGCGUUAAAAUUAACGAUGUAAAAGUUGACAAACUAGUCACUUUCUUCGAAUAUUUUGACUGGAACGUUACUAAUGCGGUUUACCUGACUGAACAACAACUCGACACCUCGUCUCCGUCUUAUAUUGUCCGUCAACCUCGUUUGAACCACAACCCAUUCACCGUAAACAUUGAUAUCAAAUCAGACGUUGAGUCCGAAGUAGUCGUUAAGAUCUUCAUUGGUCCUAAAUAUGACGGCAAUGGACUUCCUAUUAGUUUAGAAGACAACUGGAUGAAUUUCAUAGAACUCGACUGGUUUACGUAUAAGCUCACUUCGGGACAGAACAAGAUUGCACGCAAAUCUGAAAACUUCUUCUUCUACAAGGAAGAUUCAGUAUCUGUGUCUAAGAUCUACGAGCUUUUGAGGAAUGGUCAGGUACCGUCUUAUAUGGUUGAAAAAUUCAUUUACUUGCCUAGGAGACUGAUACUGCCUAGAGGAUCUGAGGGUGGUUUCCCACUCCAGUUCUUCGUAUUUGUGUACCCAUACCAAGCGCCAGUUAAGGAAUGGGAAUCGUUUGCACAAUACGUUGUAGACAACAAGCCUUUCGGUUAUCCUUUCGAUCGUCCUGUGUCUCAAUCCUAUUACUUCGAUCAGCCUAACAUGUACUUCGAGGAUGUUAACGUUUACAUGGAAGGUGAAGAGUACCCGUAUUAUACUUCUUACUGGAGCCAAAACCAGGUCCCUAAACACUAAAAGGAGAGAGAAAGAGUAAAUAAACGGUAUCUAUUAUGUAAUAAAAUGAUAAAUAAAUAAUAUCUGUACUUUUGUAGA
Messenger RNA from Achroia grisella, 2218 nucleotides. Its product is annotated as arylphorin-like. NCBI's taxonomy places the organism in Eukaryota, Metazoa, Arthropoda, Insecta, Lepidoptera, Pyralidae. The coding region runs from base 38 to 2140 and encodes 700 amino acids. The transcript has 5 exons. The record is from RefSeq and is a predicted model, not a curated record.